Molecule: messenger RNA, 2314 nt
Organism: Syngnathus typhle (broad-nosed pipefish)
Lineage: Eukaryota; Metazoa; Chordata; Actinopteri; Syngnathiformes; Syngnathidae
Gene: ciarta
Product: circadian associated repressor of transcription a
Exons: 6
Coding region: 196-1182 (328 amino acids)
Biological process (GO): circadian regulation of gene expression; negative regulation of DNA-templated transcription
Cellular component (GO): nucleus
Molecular function (GO): RNA polymerase II cis-regulatory region sequence-specific DNA binding
Source: RefSeq, a predicted model, not a curated record
CCUGUCGCUCGAGUUGUACUUGGAGUUAUUGCCGAAGACGCGAGCACGAUUAUUAACAAGACUUUGCAGUGCAGUGCAGUCUGUCAUUCCGCUGCGACAAUUUGCAUCUAUUUAGUUGUCAUAGAAGCUUUGGCUUUUUCAACAAGCUUUGCCUUGAUCCACAUUUUCAGUCAACGACCGCUGCUGUUACAAGGUAUGAAUCCAUUGAGUGCUUCUUCUCAAUGGCCAGCUUGUGACCUGCAUCCGUCCACCUUCAACGACAUUCUGAAUGAAAGCGAGCUAACCGAAGAUGAAGCCGAAAUUUCUUCAGAAGAGGAGGACUUGGUGACUUGUAAGGUCUUAUCGGGCUACGAGGGAUGUUUCCGAGUUCGUUUGGAUCAGACGUGCCCGGGGUCCAAGAGGGCCCACCGCACUGUACAUGUUAGCGGGAGGAAAAAGUACCACCUUUCUCCUGGUGCCCCAGCUGGUGAUUCAGCAUCACCUUCAGCAGGAGACCGCGCCUUCACUCAGAAAUGUAUCGAUUUACACAACUUCAUCUGUCCUCUGAUGGAGCUUCUUCACGGCCUUAAAACUGGCAGGUUUAAUAAAGGUUUAACCAAUUUCCAGCAAAGCGUCGCCAUGGAUAGACUACAAAGAAUUCUGGGGAUUCUGCAGAGGCCUGAAAUGGGGGAGCGAUAUCUCCACAACUUGUUGCAGAUCGAGGGAAUGCUCAAGCUCUGGUUCCCUCAGGUGGCGCUUCAUCCCACGGUCACAUUAGCCCAAAGCUUCCCCCCCAAACAAAUAACUCACUGGUGCCAAAAUCAGCUCAGCAUGCCAGUUAAGAAGCGGAAACUCAUCUGGUCAGAUUCCGACUACACCGGAAUAGACCCACCCAAGAAAAAGAUGAAUUUACCUGGAAGCUUCCCAAUUGUGAUGCCGCGCACCUUUUCCACCAGUAUAACGAGGAAGCGGGACGCUCCUGACCAUGAAAGAGUCCGCGCCACUGAAGACAAACUGUCACGUGUACAUGUCAAAAACGAAACGGACGAAUAUGAAAUAUCUCGCAGCUCCUACAGCAGUUGCCCAGUUACACAGGACAAGUCAGUGUCUUCGAGUGCUGAUGCUGAUGCUAAUGCGUGCAAUAUCGACACAACAAUGUGCCAGUCUGAGUUCAAGUUCACUGCUUCAAUACAAUGUAAUUGACUGCAUCUUUUUAAAAGGCGUUUGCCCUUCAAACUACAAUCCACCCAAAAGGAACUGUUUGUACAUUUUGCAGUCAAAACACAACAAAGUAUAAUCGCCAAGUAUUCGUCUGAUUCAACUCUUCGCAUACAAAAAGGAAUUCUAUUCCAUCACACUCGAUGAUAGGAUUUAGCCCUCCACGUAGAUAAGCACAUGACUUGUGCCAUGUCUCAAGGUAUUUGCAUUUUUGGAGUGUUGCUAAAGGGCGCCUAGAAACAAAGUGUCAUUAAGGUAUUUGAAUUCCACAAUUUAAAUCUGGUUUGAAACGAAGGCUUUACAAUUGAAUCCUGACAAAAUCUGCCUGCAAUUGCACACUAUAUUUGACGAUGUACAGUGUAUUGAAUACAAUAUGAAUGUUGUAUUCUAUGUUAUUUAUGUCACGCAUUGCAGCACAAAAGCACGGGUUAAUGUGAAUCCUAGAAUUUAUUUAUUCUCUCGCAUCACUCUAAUUCCAAAAUGGAUUAGAAAAGGGCAAAAGAAGAUCAUUUUCAAGUUGCUGCUGACAAAGUACCCUGAAAUGAUAUUCGAUGCAUUCCCUUAAUCGACGAAAGCUGCUGCGAAAGCGCUUUCAAAUGAAAGAAUAAGUAACAUGCAUAUGGUAAUGAAGAAACUUCAAUGCCUUCAAUAUGUUUUGAUAGAUAUGGAACACUAUUUCCAAAAGGAUGAAUUGCACCUUAAGAAACGACCGCACUAGUAGCGUAUUUUAAAAUGGUGGCUUAAGAGAAUCAGCACUUACUACAUUAGCUGUGAUUAAAACGAAAUACUUUUGAGUUGUUUGUGUGUGCUGGGGUUUAACAUUUGUGCUACAAAUUUGUCAUGUAAAUAUUUUGCAUCACUUUGACACAAGGGAUGUCAAGUUCUGCAGGACCCAAAGUUAUUUAACAUGCUUUUUCACUCUACUUUUUAUACCUGACCAUUUGUGCAGAACUCCUCCGAGUAUUUAAUUUUUUUUUUUUAUUGCUGCUGUUUUGCAAUUCAUUACUAACGCUCAAAUUGUAAUACUUCAAAAGUGAAGCAUCUUGACUAUAUUUGAAAUCUUGCUUUGAUCAAUUUUUCUACUUCCAUGUUUGAAUUAAAAGCCAAUUCACGGUGA